UAUAACUAACUUUGAGCGUCUCUGGACUGCCUUGAUAUAGGGCGAUAAACGCACAUAAAAGCAUUGCUUUAGUGCCCGAAUUACUUUUUGAACCCUUAAUUUAUGCCAUUGUCCACUGAGGACAAAGGAACUUUUCAUGACUAUUCAUAAAAUGUGUCUGCACAGUCACCUUGUUCUGAUUCAUUCUCUUUUGAUCAUUUCCUUGUAGUAUUUCUCCUUUACAAGAUCGAUCUUAUUAAGAUUACCUCAUCCACCACUUCAAACAAUCAAGUAGUGGAUACGGGUAAAAGCACCAACUGUGAAUGUAUUGCUUGUAGCAUAAUCCGUAUAUAUAAAAUUAAUGUCUAUCUUCAAUCCCCAACAUGAGUAGUUGGGUACAUGAUGGUCUGAUUAUGUUCUGUAACCAGAAAGAAAUUCCUGCACCGUCUCGAAUGAAUGCAUAUCACCAAACUGCCCCCACCAUGAUCUCUAUGCUUGCUUGCUGCACCAUACCUUCCUCAAAUUCCAGACUUCAAGGCCAAGCAAAAGGCACUCAGCUCGUAGUUGUACCCAUAUACGUAUUACAAUGUACCACUGUACUGUAGUUGGUUCCUUUCUGAUUGAUACGGGUAAUGAUUUGUAACAUAUUGGAUCAUGACCUGUUGAAUGCACAAUUUUACAGCCCACCACUGCAGAGAUGGGUAUAUUUGCUGUUUGAGGUAGGAUUAAAAACUUGAUAACUCAUGGGACUUGUCAAAGGGCCAAUGUUUAUUGUCGCCAUGUUAUGGGCAAACAUUAUUCUAUUUGCCUAUUGGUGAUAGAUUGUUAGUUUGUUUUUGCGAGAUGCGAGGGCUUUUCUUAGAGAUCUAUGUCGCUACGGAGUACACGGGCAUGGUGCUUUCAAAAUCAGGACAUUACUAACAUAAAUCAUCUAAGCUAAACCCGAGAUGAACACUUACACCACUAGGCAUAGGCAUGGUCCCCUUGGACCAUGCUCAAGAAAACUUGCUAGCUGAGACAAAUCCAAGAGGAUGAAUGCGCAUGCUUUAAUGGUGGGCUUGGAUCGAUUGGUGCACCCAAGGAGUUCAGGACGAACAAACCUUGAGGCUUCAUUCAGCGUGCAUAUCAAUCACUGCAAUUGCAGGGUGGGGACAACGUGAGAUGUAAGGCAUAUAUAAUAUAUAUAUUCCUUUUUGCUCUACUAAGAGAGCACGUUUGGUUUGGUUUGGAUGGAGAUCUGGAUAUCAAGUAGGCGAAAUGCCUAGCUGGCAGUGCCACCACACUUUUCUCAUAAGCAUGGAGUUAUAUAUAAUAGGCAAAAGGCAUGUAGCCAAUAUCUGCAUCUUUGGUCGUUGAAAGUUAAUUUUAAUUAAUGGAUACGACAAUAAGAUUUUCACGGCUUGUCUUGUUCAUUGCCAUUGCUAUUGGUGGACUGAAAGGUGAUGAAACAGGAAGCGGCACGGCGCAUUCUCAAAGCAAUUCUACUAAUUUCGCUCUCCCUAAGCUUCUUCAAGGAAAUGAAGAUAACGAAGGAAGAAAUAAAACUUCCACUGAAGUUGUACUCAACAAGAAGAAUAUAAAUAAUGGCCCAUAUUUUAGAGGACAGGGUAGAGGAGGUGGUGGCGGAGGCGGAGGGGGAGGGGGAUGGGGAGGUGGAGGCGGAGGCGGAGGGUAUAAAUGGGGAUGUGGGGGACAACCAAGACAUGGUAAAGGGGAGGAAAGAAGAGCAGGAAUACUAGGAGGAAUGAACAACAAUCAUGCAUAUAGGAAACGAGUUUUCAGCAAGGAUAUCGAUAAUUACAAGCUGGGGGAGUUUGCACAAUGCAUGAGAAGAGGGAGGUGUAGAGGAAUGAGACUGGAUUGCCCUCUUCACUGCGGUGGACCUUGCUUUUAUGAUUGCCAACAUAUGUGCAAGGCUCACUGUCGACGUCUUUCCUGAGUUGCCAUUUCUACAUAGUUGCAUUCUUCGAAGACGACUAUCAUGAAUCAAUUAAUGUGUUUCGAAUUCCAACAUUGUGUAGGGUCAGGAUGAUUUUGGAUUUUAGAUUUCCAGUACUGGAUUGUUAAAAC
Molecule: messenger RNA, 2049 nt
Organism: Juglans microcarpa x Juglans regia
Lineage: Eukaryota; Viridiplantae; Streptophyta; Magnoliopsida; Fagales; Juglandaceae
Product: protein FAM98B-like
Exons: 2
Coding region: 1352-1918 (188 amino acids)
Source: RefSeq, a predicted model, not a curated record